Molecule: messenger RNA, 2728 nt
Organism: Sturnus vulgaris (Common starling)
Lineage: Eukaryota; Metazoa; Chordata; Aves; Passeriformes; Sturnidae
Gene: SPATS2L
Product: spermatogenesis associated serine rich 2 like
Cellular component (GO): cytoplasm
Molecular function (GO): protein binding
Source: RefSeq, a predicted model, not a curated record
CUCCGCCGCGGCCGCACCAGCUUCCAACUAUUUCUGCAGGAGAUACAGUCUAUUGGAGAAGAUAGAAAAAUAGGAACGGAAACUGGAGUCAUUUGCAGUGAGACACUACUCUACUCUGAACAGAAAUGGCAGAAAUCAAUUCUCCUGUAAAUAUCAAGGAAAAGAUCAAUGCAAUCCGAUCAGUUGUUCCGAACAGAAGCAAUAAUGAGAUAGUUCUGGUGUUGCAGCAAUUUGAUAACAAUGUAGACAAGGCAGUUCAAGCUUUCAUGGAUGGCAGUGCAGCUCAGGUUCUAAAGGAAUGGAAUAUGACAGGGAAAAAGAAGAACAAUAGGAGAAAAAGAAGCAAAUCUAAACAGCAGCAGCAAGGCAAUAAAGAUCCUAAAAACAAGAAUAAUGGACCUGAGAAGGCAUCUCAAGAGCCUCAGCGAAUAAAUGACUGUCAUAUGAACGGAUGCCCUAAGGACAGCUCUGGCCGUGGUUCUGCCAAUCAGAAACUGGAAACCACUUCUCUUGAGAACAAAGGCUCUGGGUCAGCACUGGACUGUCCAGAAAUCAAAGACAGAGAACGAGAACGCCAGAGAGUAGCUGUGGAAUUAAACCCAAAGACUGUGAAUGGAGUAGAACAGCAUGAGCCCCUUCAGUCAUCAGUUCAACUCCAGUGUAACCUAGGCAGGCCAAAGUCAAAAUCUUCCUCAGUUAAAUCACCCAAUGCGUCAACCCAGCUUGAAACAAAGACAGAUGAUUCAGUCAAAAAAAGAGGGCCAAACAUUGAAAAGUCAGUAAAAGACUUGCAACGUUGCACUGUUUCUCUAACCAGAUACCGUGUGAUGAUCAAAGAGGAAGUGGAUAAUUCAGUGAAGAAGAUCAAAGCUGCUUUUGCAGAAUUACACAGCUGCAUCGUAGACAAAGAAGUGUCAUUAAUGGCAGAAAUUGAUAAAGUUAAAGAAGAAGCCAUGGAAAUCCUGACUGCUCGGCAGAAGAAAGCAGAGGAGCUGAAGAGGCUGGCAGACCUAGCCAGUCAGAUGGCUGAAGCACAACUCUCUGAACUCAGGGCUGAAAUUAAGCACUUUGUGAGUGAACGAAAAUAUGAUGAAGAGCUGGGCAGGUCUGCCCGAUUUUCCUGUGAUACAGAGCAGCUGAAGACCCAGAUUCAGCUCUGUGGAGAAAUUUCUCACCCAAAGAACAACUAUUCCUCAAGAACACCAUGUAGUUUAGUGCUCUCUUCAAUGACCUCGCAUGCAACAACUGGCAAGCAAAAUACACACAACCGAAAGUCCUCUAGUAAUGCCAAGAACUCUGAUAAUAAAACAGCCAGCAGUAAAGUACAAAGUUAUCCUUCCAAUCCUACAGAAUCUUCUUCUCAAGGAGUCCCAACAAAUAAGCAGAAUGGACCUUCUAGCCAGAGACGAAGAUUCAACCCACAGCACCAAAACAUGCGGCUCAAUGGAUCUCAUAAGUCACAAGGUGCCAGUAAUGAGGCAGAUCAAAAUACAAAGAGUGCUUCCAGGUCUGAGCACAGAAGACAGCAGCAUAACAGCUUUCGAUCUAAAAAUAAAGGAGCUAUGAAAAAUCAAGAGCAGUCUACAACUGCAAGGACCACAGAGAAUCCAACGCAUUCGGAGAAGUCCCGGCGGAAGCAUCACACACCAGACACCGCAGAGCACAGGCCUUUCCAAGGCAACGUUGGCAGGGUGUCACAAUGCAAUUUAUGCCCUGCAAGGAUGGAGGUCUCUGCUGAUGCCACUGUUCUUUCAGUGCCAGCUGUGACUUUGGUCGCUUAAAAUGUCACAGUGAUGGCAGGCAGAGAAAUUCAAUCUCUUCAUUUUAGUUUGUUGCUCGAAAAGCUUGUUGGUGAAGAAAGUCAGAACAUAGUCUUUUAAAUCUUUUGCUGCUUAAAACUGGUUGGUAUCUUUAUUACUUACUAAUUAUCAAAAUUAAAUCAUACUUUCAAGGCUUUCCCCAAUAUGUUCACAUUUAUUUUGUCAUGACUGUACGGAAUCUUACCAAAGCAGCAUUUACUUCUUAGAAAAAUUAAAUCUAGAUUGGAAAGAUAAAUUGAUAAUUAAAUUCAUAAUAGUAAAAACAUGUUGUAGAUAUGUGGUUAUACCAGUCAACAUUAUUAUUUCAUAGAACAGCCUGUGUUAGAAGGAUCCCAGGAAGUCUGUAUGCUGUGGUCUGCAAUGAAAUCAAAUAAUCUUGUAGAAUUUUUCAGCAAAUCUCUAUACACCUCUUUUAUUUCUGUGCAUGUAUACACGUACAUGCAUGCACACUGUAUACACAGAGAGUAUUGUUCUAUAUGAGAAGAGUUGAAAAAGCAGUUCGUUUGAUUUUAGCUUCUUAUUCCAUAAUCUGAGAUCUUUAAAUUCAAGUAUAAAUUGUAUUAAAUGUAUUACAUAUUGGUAUUUUUCAUGGACAAACUAUUUUUAUGAGGCUGAGGAAAUAUGCUCAUUUAAGUUUGGAAUGUAUAUAGUAAUGGCUACUCAAGUGCACAGCCCUGUUCUCCAUCCUUAUCAGCCACUUUUCUAUGACUAGUUGGAUUUAUUUUUUGCAUAUGAAAAGUUGCAGGUCUUCUAGACUUGAAUUCAAAUUAUUUUUCUAUAUUUUUGCUGUAGGAACCAUCUGUCCAUAACAAGAGCUAUGACUAAUAAAUUACUUAGUCUUUAUGUUCUGAGUCUGUAUUUCAGAAAACCUGUUUCUUCCAAAUAAUUAAAAUCUUCUUUCUAAAAUA